Capra hircus (goat) is the source of this 3604-nucleotide messenger RNA. It is a transcript of the gene TMEM170A, whose product is annotated as transmembrane protein 170A. Gene Ontology annotation, biological process: endoplasmic reticulum tubular network organization. NCBI's taxonomy places the organism in Eukaryota, Metazoa, Chordata, Mammalia, Artiodactyla, Bovidae. The transcript has 3 exons. Gene Ontology annotation, cellular component: endoplasmic reticulum membrane. The record is from RefSeq and is a predicted model, not a curated record. The coding region runs from base 192 to 626 and encodes 144 amino acids.
UGGGGUAGGAGGAAGAGGGCCCGGCCGAAGGUGACGCGGUGGCUGCGGAGGUGUGGGGAGCGGAGCGGGCGGUACGCGAGCGCGCGCUGCGGCAACAUCUCGGGCGCUCUCCCUCAGCGGCCGCUCGGGCGCUCUCCCUCAGCGGCCCCUUGGGCGCUCUCCCUCAGCCCUCUGCGGUGAAUGGCGGCGGGAUGGAACGCGAGGGGAGCGGCGGCAGCGGGGCGUCGGCCGGGCUCCUGCAGCAGAUCCUCAGCCUGAAGCUGGUGCCGCGGGUGGGCAACGGGACGCUGUGCCCCAACUCCACCUCGCUCUGCUCCUUCCCAGAGAUGUGGUAUGGUGUGUUCCUGUGGGCACUGGUGUCUUCUCUCUUCUUUCACGUCCCCGCCGGAUUACUGGCCCUCUUCACCCUCAGACAUCACAAAUAUGGUAGGUUCAUGUCUGUAAGCAUCCUGUUGAUGGGCAUCGUGGGACCAAUUACUGCUGGAAUCUUGACAAGUGCAGCAGUUGCUGGAGUGUACCGAGCAGCAGGAAAGGAAAUGAUCCCGUUUGAAGCCCUAACCUUGGGGACUGGACAGGCUUUCUGUGUCGUGGCGGUCUCCUUUUUACGGAUUUUAGCUACUCUAUAGCACAUGCCCUUGUGCUGUGAUGGUGAAGCGGUUUUAUAGAGUCCUCAAAAAGAAUGCAUUAUGGGAUGUUUUCUCAGUUCUUCAAACCAAACGGUAUGAAGAACAACACUUCAGUCCUUUCUUCAGUUUGAAGUUCCAGGAAUUAAAGAUCUUUUUGGACUCAGUUGUUCUCAACCAGAAAAAAAAGUCCAGUUUCUUUUCUCCCUGUUUUUUAUAUAUUCACAUCAGGCGGUUUGCAGGUGCGCCUUUCCCAAGCCGUCAGCAGUGCUUCUGGGUUGGCACCCUUCACACUGAGAUUUACAGUGUCCUGUGAGAAAAGGCAGCCUCGCAUGUUUCAGAGAAACUGUAGAACAUAGUGGUUUGCUUCUGAGCACAGUAAACUGGACUGAAAUCUUACCUGAUCUAAUCUUGAUUAAAAUUUGGCAAACCCUUGCCACAUCUUCAUGACAGUAAGUGCCAAGUAGGUUUUGGUUGAGCAUAAUGUUGAGAACAAAUUUGGAGAAAUAAAACACACACAAAACCUAUAACUCAAGUAGUGGCUUCAGUUCCACUAUUUAAAUAAAUAAAAGCUAACUCCUGAAUGAUGUGACAUUUUAUGAAUAACUGUUUCGACCUCUGAUUAUUUUAUAUAUUUUAAGAUGUGUGAAUUUCCUGUUUUGUACGUUUCCUCAAAAUAAGCUAGGUAAUUGAGAAUUUUUUCCACAGAACUCCUGUACCACCUUUUCCUAUUACUUUAUAGUCUAUUGAUUUCAUUUAGUUUAAUUGGAAACACGCCCUAUUAAAUAGUUUGAAUGGAAAAUUCUCAGUCAUGUUGAUCAGGAUACUCAUUGGACAUUGAGACACACACACAGAAAGAUACUUUAAACAUUCUGUUACCAUUUUUUUAGUGACUUUGGUUUGCUCAUGGCUCUUAAAAAACUGUAAAAGUGCAGCUUUAACUGGAAUUAGGAGUUAUUGAUUUCCUAGUCCUAAUGUGGUUACCUAGUGCUGGGUCUUCAGCCCACUUUACAGUGCUGGGUAUGACUCCCAGAAAGUGCCUAAAGUUUAAUUUUCAGAUAUACCUUCCACUGUGCCCUUUAUAUUUCCUUUCAAGAGAAUUUAUAUCCUUAAAGAAAAUUAAAUAUCAGAGUUUUUUUAAAACCCUAUUUUAGCUCUUUUAAUUUUUCUUCUAAUGCCUAGCUUUCUUUUUCAUCUAAAGGCCUAAAAACUGUGACCUUCGAAAGAAAAAGGAUUGCAAAAAUUAAAUAUCUGACUUUAUCCUUAACCACAUAAACUGGUUUGUAUGAAAUACAAUUGUUGUUAUCUGUUUUCAAAAUAGUUUCUGGUAAUUAAAUAUGACAUUUUAAAGGGAAAGUUUUCAUUAUGAGUGUGAAGCUACCUGCCCAUGAGGUCACGUGCAGUGCUGUUUGAUUUAAGCAAUAUGCACUCUGGCUUCUGAUUAAAAAUAGCCAGGAGAACCAAUUUACUAGGGAUGGGCACAGAGAAAAAUUAAAAAGGGUCCCCAAAAGUAAGUGGACAUUUUCUUUUAACUAAUAGGCCAUUAAACUACUUAUCAAAAUUACAGUGAUAGAUAUACUCUAACGAGGUGAAAAAUUGUAGGAGUUGUAUACAGGCAAAUAUCCUUACAAAUUCCCCAACAAGAUUACUCUCCAAUGCUCAAAUCUUUCUUUCAAACAAAUUUUUAUGUCUUUAGCUCAGGACUCCAUUAUUUCAGUUCAAUAGUUGGAUUUUGAAAAGUAGCCCUUCAGCUUAAGAAAUUUUCCUUCAUCUCUACUGAAAGAUGUCUCAGCAUUCUCACCGAAAACAUUCCUUUGGAUAGAGUUUCACAAAUUGAGUGUGGGCUAGUGGUCAGUGGGCUUUUCUCCCCAAAUAUUAAGUUUUCAACAUAUUGAUCCAUGACUUAACUGUUUGGUUGCUUCACUUCUAGAGCCAAAACACAAGAACUAAUGCAUUUUGAACGCUGUCUUUGUUUUCAUCUGUUUCUUGUUUGAUAAUCCACUGUUUAUCCGCUGUUUUUAAGAACUUCAAAUAUAAAAUAGAUCUUCACAUUAUUGAAUGUUUCAUCCAUCCCAGUAUGUGAACAUUCUGUGAAUAAAUGAAUAUAGACUUUAUAUAACUGAGCUUUGUGGCUUGAAAUGUUUUCAGGAAGAAACUAUUUGAAUUAUAAGGAAUGUUUAUUGUCCCUGAGGGUUUCUUUUUCUUUUUAAUUUCUCAUCUCAAAUGCACAAUUAUCUGGGAGUGGUUGCUCAGAUGAAAAAGGACUGGCAUUUGUGUUGAACAUUUUAUUUUCUCACAUAAAGCUUCUGAGACGUUUUGCCAACUCCUGACUUGCCUGGAGACAUGUGAAACCACCCCUGCCCCAGCUAUGCAUCCACUUUUCUUUUAGUGGGAAGGAGAAACCCCCAACCAUGAAAAGCUGAUUUCUGGAUUCUUUGAGUAAAGGUUUUAGGAGAAAAACAUUUCAUGUAAACUUAAAUCCAAUACAAAUGAGUAAUGAAUAUUCCAAGACAAAGGUGUCUCACUGUACUGUUUACUGAUUCGGAACAUUACCUAGGAAAUGUCUGAACUAGGGAGAUAAAGUUCAUGCAAAAAGUGAUCUUUAAGCUCUUGUGUUUCCUAAGUCUUUAAAGUGUAUGUUAGCUUUUGAUUCCGAAAGCUGCUCUGGUUUGAAUGAAGUUCUUAAUACAACUAACUGCAGUGCACACCAACCUUCCCUGGGAGAUCAUUUCCUGAAGUUGAAGUCCUGGUGCUGUCCACACGCAGAAGGUUCUGUGUACAUGCGUUUCUGUUUUGUGCAUUGUUUCCCUGCUUGUGGUAAAGUCAGCUUAACUUUUUGUAUUAGAUUAUUUCACUAAAUGCUGCAGUCAAACUGAUCAAAUCUUUGUACCACAGAAAGUUAUUUAAAUUUUAUUUUUCUACUGAAAUUUCUAAUUCUGGUAUAAAUGUUUAUCAAUAAAGAUUACUUUCAACUCUGUGAA